Molecule: messenger RNA, 642 nt
Organism: Trichoplax adhaerens
Lineage: Eukaryota; Metazoa; Placozoa; Uniplacotomia; Trichoplacea; Trichoplacidae
Exons: 6
Coding region: 1-642 (213 amino acids)
Biological process (GO): tRNA threonylcarbamoyladenosine modification; telomere maintenance via recombination
Cellular component (GO): cytosol; EKC/KEOPS complex; nucleus
Source: RefSeq, a predicted model, not a curated record
AUGACUAGCAAAAUCGAUGUCACCAUGACUUCAUCGUCUUCCCCACCCGUGUUGGGUAGCGAACACUUACCUACCGGCACGACACCUCUGCCGCAGUGGUCUGCAAUUGGAAAUUCACCAAGGAUGUCGCUAAAAUUGAAUGGCAAAUACUGGCUGCAUAUAGCCUUAUUUUGUCAAGUUACCAACCUGGAAGAGUUAAAGCAAGGCCUUAUCGACAAUAAAAUAUCAGCUGCUUUCAUCAAUCCUGCUUUGAUUGUUGGAAUCUUUCAAUUAUCGGUUGCAGCCUUUAAAGCCGCACACUUGCAAGAUAUUAAUAAAAUGAAGACACGCAAUGUUCACAGUGAACUACUUUAUAGUCUAUCACCGUCUAAAAAUAUUGCUGGCUCAUUCAAAAAAUUUGGACUAUCUAAUGAUUCAAAUGCAGUCAUUGUUGCUGUCAUUGAUACUGAUAGCGAAGAAAAUAGUAGUAAAUUUCAGAUGGCAAUUCAGGCUGUUAAAGGUGAACGCAUUGGAAUAGAAAAGAUAAAUGAUUUCUCAAAAUAUGAAGAUAUUAAAAAGAUUUAUAGUAUUACCGAUGCCGAACUGAACACAACAGACCUAGUAGAUGCCGUUGUCAAUAAGAUGGCUGUAAAAGAUGCAUAG